GUGUGAGUGUCUCUCUGUGCGCGACUGACUUUAAAAUGCCCUUUGCCCUUUUAGACGACGGCAGCAACCCCACCAUUCAGAAGAAGGAGAAGCGGAGGAGACCUUCUGGGACUGUGGACUACACUGUGUGCCCCAGUGACACGCUGAACAGCAUCGCUCUGAACUUCAACAUCACCCCCAACGAGCUGGUGCAGCUCAACCGCCUCUUCUCCCGCAGCGUGGUCCCUGGACAGAAGCUGUUUGUCCCUGAUGUUGGCCAAUCAGACUCAGGCUCCCAGGUGGACGGGUCCGAGCCCGCCUCCAACCCUCCGUCCAGGAACCCCCCUCAGGAUGCAGGGCUGUGUUUACAGAGACACCUGUCUCCCCCCUCGGAGGACGAGAGCGCCGCCACGGUCAAGUUCAUCAAGAUGAGCUGCAAGUACUUCACAGACGGAAUGGGUGUGGUGGGCGGGGUGAUGAUUGUGACGCCCAACAACAUCAUGUUCGACCCGCACAAGUCCGACCCGCUGGUGAUCGAACACGGCUGCGAGGAGUACGGCCUCAUCUGUCCCGUGGACGAGGUCAUCUCCGUGGCACUGUACGACGACGUGUCCCGCAUGAAGAUCAAGGACGCGCUGCCCUCGCCGGGCGAGUGGGCGGAGCUUCCUUCGGAGUGUGACCUCAACCCCUUCAGCCGCUACGAAGCCCUGGAGCGCCAGCGCCGACGCCCCCUCACGACCUCCGACCCCCACACUCACCUCACGACCUCCGACCCCCACACUCACCUCACGACCUCCGACCCCCACACUCACCUCACGACCUCCGACCCCCACAGCCCCCUCACGCUCCACACCUCGCCGUCCGACAAGGGCUUCACCGAGCUGGAGCCACUGGGGGGCGACGGCGAGCUGGAGCCACUGGGGGGCGACGGCGAGCUGGAGCCACUGGGGGGCGACGGCGAGCUGGAGCCACUGGGGGGCGACGGCGAGGGACCGGAGAGGCAGCAGCAGCAGCCGGAGGAGGAGGAGGAGAGGGAUGAAGGGUUGCACACGCGCUCCUCUGAGGAGAUCUCCGACGCGCCACGCCCCCCCUCCGCGUCACGCCCCCCCUCCGCGUCACGCCCCCCCUCCGCUCUCACCGCCCUGCGUGGGGAGGCUGGGGAGGCUGGGGAGGUGGGGGAGGUUGCCACGGAAACCGAAGCAGUCAAAGACGAUUUUGACGGGAAAACGAAACUGACUGAACCGCUGGCGACCGGAGCCACUGAGCCGGCAGCUGAGGCAGGGGAUCAGAAAGAACAGUCAGGCCUCAGAGAGGCCGAGGGGGAUUGUGGGACAUGUUGUUCCCCGCAGACAGAGCAGGAGGCGGAGCUGACUGAGGAGCAGAGGAGAAGGCGGAGCAGUGCGGCCGAGGUCAAGUCAUGGCUGCUGAAGAGGAUUCAAGGACCAAUAGAAGAUAUGCUGCUGUCUACGGCGGAGAAGAGCAAGGCCCCGCCCAUGUUCCUCUGCUUCAAGGUGGGCAAGCCAAUGAGGAAGUCUUUUGCCGUUGGCCAGACGACGACUAGCCCCGCCCACUCCUUUGGCGGCCGAGGGAAGCUGUCGGAGUACUGGUUCGCUGUCCCUCAAGAGAGGGUGGAUGACCUGUACUCCUUCCUGGUCCAGUGGUCCCCUGAGGCUUAUGGGAAGGAGGCGCGGGAGCACGGCUUCAUCGUGGUGGAGAAGGACGAGCUCAACAUGAUCGACAACUUCUUCAGCGAGAGCCCACGCAGCUGGGAGAUAAUCACCAUCAACGAGGCGAAGCGGCGUCAGAGUUUCGGCAGCUUUGAGGAGGCGGAGUCUGUGGACCAGCUGCCCUGCCUGAGUGACCCCAGCGCUCUACUGGACGACACACACAUUCAGAAGCUGGCUGCUCGCCUGCCUGCCCGUGUGCAGGGGUAUCCAUGGCGACGGGCGUACGGCACCGAGGCUCACGGCACCAGUCUGAAGACUCUCUACCGGAACCUGGCAGAGCUGGACUGCCCCGUGCUGCUGGUCAUCAAAGACAUGGACAACCAGGUGUUCGGGGCGUUCUCCACACACCCGUUUAGAGUGAGUGAACACUGCUACGGGACCGGAGAGACCUUCCUCUAUAGCUUCAGCCCUGAGAUCAAGGUGUAUCGCUGGACAGGAGAGAACUCCUACUUUGUGAAGGGGAGUCUAGAUUCUCUGCAGCUGGGCGGCGGAGGGGGUCAUCUGGGCCUGUGGCUGGACGCUGACCUUGACCACGGCACCACCUCCGCCUGCUCCACCUUCAACAACCAGCCCCUCUCCACCCAGCAGGACUUCUCCGUCCAGAGCCUGGAGGUCUGGGCCUUCGAGUGAACACACACACACACACACACACACACACACACACACACACACACACACACACACACACACACACACACACACACACACACACACACACACACACCAAAGCCGCUGCUCUGUGCAUCCCACUGCACCUGAUCCAAAACCCCACUACCACUGCAGACCAACCCAACCGUAACCACAGCAACAGAGACUAGAGACCAACCCAACCGUAACCACAGCAACGGGCACUAGAGACCAACCCAACCGAAACCACAGCAACAGAGACUAGAGAUAAACCCAAACCGUAACCACAGCAACAGAGACUAGAGACCAACCCAACCAAGACCCGUCCUUUCUCAUCAUCACAGCCGUUGGGACAGGCCAUUCUUUCAUAGGCGUGUGUGUGUGUGUGUGUGUGUGUGUGUGUGUGUGUGUGUGUGUGUGUGUGUGUGUGUGUGUGUGUGUGCGUGCUUCAGACGUUUGAUUCCUUGGAGGGUUGGCCAAUGCAGUCCAGUAAUGACCCCAGAACCGGUUCCUCUGCUCCGCACCCUCCUCUGACCUCCGACCCCCAGACUAGAGCGGGCGCGGGCCUCACGAGGGCCUCACGAGGGCCGGGUCGGCGACGGAGUGGGUCACUGGCUGGGUCAUCUGUCUGUGUGAGGCACACUGGCGUGGUGUAGUGAGAUCAGGGUUUACAGAUACUGGGCAUUCAAACACACACACACACACACACACACACACACACACACACACACACACACACACACACACACUGAUGCUCAGACCUCUUGAGCUACAGAUACUGGCCAUUCAAAGACACACACACACACACACACACACACACACACACUGAUGCUCAGACCUCUUGAGCUACAGAUACUGGGCAUUCAAAGACACACACACACGCACACACACACACACGCUGAUGCUCAGACCUCUUGAGCUACAGAUACUGGCCAUUCAAAGACACACACACACACACACACUGAUGCUCAGACCUCUUGAGCUACAGAUACUGGGCAUUCAAAGACACACACACACACUGAUGCUCAGACCUCUUGAGCUACAGAUACUGGCCAUUCAAAGACACACACACACACACACACUGAUGCUCAGACCUCUUGAGCUACAGAUACUGGGCAUUCAAAGACACACACACACACACACACACACACACUGAUGCUCAGACCUCUUGAGC
This is a messenger RNA of Clupea harengus (Atlantic herring), 3507 nucleotides long. Its product is annotated as nuclear receptor coactivator 7-like. The transcript has 13 exons. NCBI's taxonomy places the organism in Eukaryota, Metazoa, Chordata, Actinopteri, Clupeiformes, Clupeidae. Gene Ontology annotation, biological process: regulation of transcription by RNA polymerase II; response to oxidative stress. Bases 36 to 2336 code for a protein of 766 amino acids. The record is from RefSeq and is a predicted model, not a curated record. Gene Ontology annotation, cellular component: nucleus.